This is a messenger RNA of Pelagomonas calceolata, 2280 nucleotides long. NCBI's taxonomy places the organism in Eukaryota, Pelagophyceae, Pelagomonadales, Pelagomonadaceae. The record is from the annotation of a GenBank genome assembly.
GCGGAGGAGCGCUUUUGUGAGGGCUGCCGGUCGAGCAACGCUGCCCCACGCAGCCGCGAUGGACCCGUGACACACCCAUCAUGGCGACCGACGCCAGGCAUUGCCAGUGAGCGCCAGGCAUUGACACCGAUGAAGGUAGCUUGCUCACCCGAGGCCUGGCCCCCCAGGCGCCCCCCGGCGCCGUCGACGACGAGAAAGGUCUGCUCGCCCGUGGAGACCUGGCCCCUCCGGCGGCCCCCGGCGUCGCCCGAGGAGACCUGGCCCCUCCGGCGGCCCCCGGCGCCGCCGGCGCCCAACCGGCGCGUCUGGGGGGCCAUCGGGGCCAUCGUGCUGCUCCAGACGGCCACGAUCGCGGCGGUGCUCGCGCCGCGCCCCGAGACCGACGCCCGGCGGCGGCUGCUCGACGAGGAGAUGAUCGAGCCGCCGUUGCUCAAGGUCCGCGAGGACCACGACCUCGGCGAGGUCGACGAGCGGCGACGGCUCAGCGGCGCGCUCUGGGGCCUCAAGACGGUGACGACCGCCACGACGCUCACGAAGUUCAUGGGCACGAUGGUCCUCUGCGACACGUCGUCCGCGGCCAUCACGGUGACGCUGCCGGCCGCGAGCGACAUGGCCGAGCAGUCCGGCGCCUCGCUCCGCCACUACAAGUUCAUCAACACGGGCAGCAACGACUGCACGAUCGCCCGCGCCGGGUCCGACACGAUCGUUACUUCUACCCUGACCGCGACCUUUACCGGCGGCGCGACGACGUCUACCUUCACAGGAACGCAGUUUACGGCUACCUUCACCGGCGACCAGUUCACGCCCGUCUUUACGGGAACAGAUUAUACGCCAGCAGGGACCGUCUCCGUACCGACCUUCACGGGAACGCAGACGGCCCCGGCGGGCACAAUCGGUGCGAUUACACCAGCCGGCACAGUCUCGCAGCCCACGUUUACCGGCGACGCUUACACGCCUGAAGGCACCAACAAUGCGCCAGCGUUCACGGGGACGCAGUACACGCCCACCGGAACCAUAUCGGCAAUUACGCCAGCUGGAACCGUGGCCGCGCCGGUAUUUAGUGGUACAGCUCACACCCCAACGUUCACGGGUGAUGCAGUAACCCCAGCGGGAAGCGUGGCCGCGCCGGUAUUUAGUGGUACAGCACACACCCCAACGUUCACGGGUGAUGCAGUAACCCCAGCGGGAGACGUGGCCGCGCCGGUAUUUAGCGGUACAGCUCACACCCCAACGUUCACGGGUGAUGCAGUAACCCCAGCGGGAAGCGUGGCCGCGCCGGUAUUUAGUGGUACAGCUCACACCCCAACGUUCACUGGCGAUGCAGUAACCCCAGCGGGAAGCGUGGCCGCGCCGGUAUUUAGUGGUACAGCUCACACCCCAACGUUCAGUGGCGAUGCAAUCACAAGUACGGUGACUCAGGGCGCGAUUACCACGGCCACCGUGUACACUGGGGCGGACGGCACGGCGACCACGACGGACACGGCGGUCGACGUCGUCACGGGGGUCGCGGUAAGCACUGUCGCGAGCGGGACCGCGAGCGGGACCAUCUCGCAAAUUACUCCCGCUGGCACCAACGAUGCGCCGGCGUUCUCGGGGACGCAGUUCACGCCCGCCGGUACCAUCUCGCAAAUUACUCCCGCUGGCACCAACGAUGCGCCGGCGUUCACGGGGACGCAGUUCACGCCCACCGGAAGCAUCUCGGCGAUUACUCCCGCUGGCACCAACAAUGCGCCAGCGUUCACGGGGACGCAGUUCACGCCCACCGGAAGCAUCUCAGCAAUUACUCCCGCUGGCACCAACGAUGCGCCGGCAUUUACUGGUACGCAGUUCACGCCCGCCGGAACCAUCUCGGCAAUUACUCCCGCUGGCACCAACGACGCGCCGGCAUUUACUGGUACGGCUCACACCCCGACGUUCACGGGUGAUGCAGACACCCCAGAGGGAAGCGUGGCCGCGCCGGUAUUUACUGGCACGGCGAAGGCGCCCGCCGGCACGGUCAGCCAGCCGACCUUUACCGGAGACGCGUUUACUGCGACAUUUACUGGGACGGACUACACCCCCGCCGGGACGAUCAGCCAGCCGACCUUCACGGGCACCCAGACGGCGCCCGCCGGCACGAUCGCCGCGAUCACGCCCACGGGGACCAUCUCCGCGGUGACGCCCGCCGGCACGAUUCAAACGGACAACCCCGGGGGGACGAUCGCGAUCGUCAACGCCGCGACGGCGUCGACGGGCUUGACGGCGAUCACGCUCAAGCCCGGGUCCUCGCUCGCGCUCGUC